AUGCCUUCUGGAAGGCCUAAGCGUACUUCAGCUCCACCUAAACGGAAGCUCACAACACUUUCAGCAUCGAAAAAAGGAAAAGGAAAAGCUAAAGAGAAUGAUACAUCUUAUGAUGGAGAUGAAUACAUGGAAGAUGAUCAAUCCUUGGGAGUAGAAGCAUACGAGCAAUACUUUGAAGAAGAUGAUAACGAAGAGCCUGAUUUCAUCGAAUCUUGGAGGCAAAUCGGUUCUGAGCAUAGAAGAAAACAAGCCGCUCAACAACCAGAACGCAAAGAUGAUGAUGAAGGAGAUAUGGAAGAAGACAGAUUUCAAGAGCUGGCUCACGCUCUCGCUGAUGCAAACACCAAGUCAUCAAUGUCAGACGUAGCAGUGAGAUGGGGAACUGCUUUACAUGCAGAUGAAGAUGCAGAUGAGGAGAUGGACGAAUUGGCUUUCGAGCAGGAUUUGCGAAGUGCUACUGGUUUCAAGAGCAAGAAAGGACGAGAGACGGACGCCUUUGGACGAAGAAAGCGAGUUGCACCACGACAACAAGCCGUAUCAGCAGAAGCAAAAAGUUUAUUAGCACAGGCGAAUAUGGCAUUCGCUGAAGAUGAUAUACCUGAAACGCUCAGUAAGCUACAAGAAGUCAUUCGAAUUGAGCCAACUAUACGAUCGGCAUGGGGAACGAUGGCCGUUUGCUUUGCAGCUCUUAAUCAGCCUGAUAAAGAAAUUCAAUCACGUAUCAUGGAAGCACAUUUGACAAGCAAUGCUUUGACACAAUGGAGUACUUUGGCAGAACAAAGCAGAGAGAUGGGACUUAGAGAGGAAACUCUUCAUUGCUUGGAAAAGGCUAUCAGAUCAAGUCGAGAGGAAGAUCGAGCAGACGUGAUGGAUAUGAUGUGGGAACGGGCUGAACUAUUGGUAGACAAACGUGAAAUAAAAAAGGCUGCUCGGCAAUACCUAAGCAUUCUAGAAUUUCAUCCAACGCAUAGCGAAACUAUUCGUCGAGUCGUUCCUCUCUUGCACCAACUUGGAAUGUCAGAUCGAGCAAUUUCUAUCUUACAAAUUUGCGCUGAUAUCGAUAUGAAAGCUUAUCCUGAUCCUCGACUGGCGGGAACAGAUCCAAGUGAGCGAGCCACAUACAGUUCUGAUCAUAUUGCAACUCUUGUGGAUUUAUUGAUCUUGGCAAAUCGCCCGCAGGAUGCAUUGGAUACCAUUCGAAAAGGUGCACGUUGGCUCCAGGGCAGGGCAGGAGAGACUUUUUGGGACGAUAUUCAAGAGGAUGAUCGAGAAUAUGAUGUAGACCGUUCAGGCAAUCAUCGCAGGGGUGACCUUGGUAGGCGAGUCAAUAUGGCUCCCAUCUAUCCUUUGGAUAUAGAAUUUCGAAUUCGAUUGGGUACAGCGCGUGCUCGUAUGGGCAAUGUUGAGGAAGCUCGAAAUCAUUACAAUAUAUGGCCCCAAGGGUUGGAUGAUGAAGAGAAUGAAAAUGUUCAGGCUGAAAGGACGGAUCUGCUCGAGGAGACCUUGCAAUACGCCGAGAUGCUCAGCGCAGAACGGCAAAAAUUCAACAGCGAAGAUUACGGAUUUGAUGAUGAAGACUUUGAUGAAUCCAUCGUAGAACAGAUGGCGCAAGAUUACAGACGAGUCGCAGAUUGUCUGAUGGGAUUAGAGCAAUUUGUAGAAGCGGUCGCGUGGCUGGAAGAAGUUGUCAAAUCAGGCCAUUACACUUUGGAAGCAAAAUUACGUUUAGCAGAGGCAUACGAAGCUUCGGGCAGACGUGAUGAUGCGAUUAAAAUGGUCAGUGAAGUAUUGAGAGAGAGAAGAAAUCAACAGCCACCAGAUGGUCAACAAGAUUAUGAACGAGACGAAAAUUCUCAGGAUCCGGACGAUACCGUUUUGCAAUCCCUCUCUUUGUUUACAGAAGCGUCAAAGAAUCGCGGUGCGGGAGCGUCGGGACGAGAUAAAGAAAGAAGACAAGCGUUUCAGAUGGAGCAAAUUCGUGAGAAUGAAACUGUUGAAGCUUUCAAUCGCAUUAGAUCUCUCGAGAAAAGCGUUUUCGUUGAUCGAUGGUGGCAUCCAGAUGUACCUUUUACGGGCGAUAUCCAUGAGCAAAUUUAUGGUAACUUUGAGAAUGCAUCAGAAAGGAAGGAACGUUUUGAACGUAUCUCAGAGUGGACUGCUGAAAUGGAGGGAUUGAUCAGGAUGUUCUCUGAUACUCCACAAUUGUUUCCAAAGGACAAAAACAAGCUAUUUGGGGGGAUGUUUAGAAGUCAAUACAAACGUAAAGAUCGAUUGUAUAGAGAAGCACGGGCUUUGCUGUCCAGAAUGGGCGAUUCAAUGAUCGAUGAAAAUUUAGCGGCGAACAAUGUUGAGCAAACUCAUUUCCGAGGUAUUGCUCUAGAUGACUGGGUCGAUUUGACGAUGCAAUACGCCUUUGUCCUCACCAAGCUUCAUCAAUUCGCAUUGGCGCGCAAAGUUUUGCGUAGAGUAUCUCAUUCGAACGUCGUAUGGGCAAUUCACCAACGUCGUCAGUCAUUGAGCUUAUGCUAUGCUUCUUGCGCAUUGUAUGCUGGCAAGUAUCAUGCAGUAUUCUCUGAAGCGGCAUUACGCUACCUUCCAUUCAUCUAUCAAUUUCACACAGAAGCUUUACGAGCAAUGCUUGUUGUCAGCAAUUCUUCCGGCUUUGCGGGUCAUGAAGCAUUGCAAACAGCAAACAAUAUCAAGUUCUUUCUUCGUCGAAGUCGUAUUCACGAAUCUAUGGUACAAGAUGCUCGGAUCAUGUUCAACAAGAGCAAGAAAAGAUGGAUCGUUCGCGACUCAUUAUUUGAUCGUACAGGACGUGGUGGGCCAGACGAGGAGGAAGCAGACGGAGAAGACAAUUUUGGCCAAGACACAGUGAACAACACACGAAUGGAAGAUGACGAUUUGAACGAAAGUGAUUCUGAAGUUGACGAACAAAGCAGAGCAGGACGCAGAGAACAAGCCGAUCUUGGUCUUCAAUCUCGAAAAGUGUUUGAUAAGCCGAAGAUUGCCUGGGAGAAUGUUAAAGAUGAUCCCGGUAUGGAUGCAUCUAUUCACAAGCCUCCGACACGUUACAAUCCUGCGAAUGAAUUGUUCUAUGCUGGUCUAUUGCUCACGUCAAGUAACGGUAUUCCUUCUAUGGCGUAUUGUUUGCGUACUUAUGCUCAUUUUCCGAAUGAUGCUUUGGUCUGUUUGGCAUGUGCGGUUGCUUGUUUAGGAAGAGCUGCCAAUAGACAGGUAGACAAUCGCAAUCAGGUGGUGAUGCAGGCAUAUGCUUUCUUGCAUCAUUAUCGAGAGAUACGCAAAAAAGAAGGCCAGAUCAAAAUGGAAGAAUCGAAUUCUGUCUUCAAAGAAGGCAUGAAUGUAUACGAACCUGAGAUUGAGUACAAUUUCGGUCGUGUUGCCCAUCAAUUAGGACUCAAUCAACUCGCUGUACCGCACUACAAUAGUGUUUUGAGACCUCACAAAGAUUUUGCUUUUGGCAAGAAAUCAGGAGAUGACCAAAUGUCAAUCGACGCAAUUCCGUCUUCUUCGGAUAGGCAAGACUUCGAUUGCACGGCAGAAGCAGCUUUCAACCUACACUUGAUCUAUCUCACUUCAGGUAAUCCACGUUUGGCCAAUGCCAUCGUCGAGCGCUACUUGCGCGUCUGA
Molecule: messenger RNA, 3651 nt
Organism: Meira miltonrushii
Lineage: Eukaryota; Fungi; Basidiomycota; Exobasidiomycetes; Exobasidiales; Brachybasidiaceae
Product: TPR-like protein
Exons: 3
Coding region: 1-3651 (1216 amino acids)
Biological process (GO): transcription by RNA polymerase III
Cellular component (GO): transcription factor TFIIIC complex
Molecular function (GO): protein binding
Source: RefSeq, a predicted model, not a curated record